GUAAUAACGAUGAGUGCUGGAAGGGCACAACUCUCAAUGCAACUUACAGAUGAAGAGCCCCCUCGUGUUGUUUGUGCGUGGGAAAUGCACAAUUCUUAGGAUAGCUGACACAACCCUCACAAACUGAAACAGGCCCAAAAAAGCCCAAGUGAAAAUCCAAACUAGCAUGUUCUGAGACCACAGACCUCCACUGAGGUCCUUGUGAGGAGCUAUUACAAACAGUAAUUUUGGUCAUUCUGUUCCGAGUCAGCAUUGUCUACUGUACAAAUUGAUAACAGUUGUUUACUAGGACAGCAGAGUUUCUCUCUGCAAGCUAUAUUUUACACUUUGCACGGCUUCGGUUGGAUUUUCAAUUGGGACAUAUUGACAUGUAUUUUAUCUUAAAAUACCAGGGAUGUUAUUUGUCUGUCAUAUUCCUGUGUAAAUGAAAUGACAUGAGCAUUAACACGUCAUCAUCUAUGAGUGCAAGCUUCCCUUUUUUACCUUCAACCAUCGAUUCGAUAUCUGAGUCUAUUUUUCGACAGUAUUGAUACUGUGACUGAAAGUCUUCCCCCGUGGUUGAUUUUGUUAUUGUAAUGAUGAGCUGAAUUUUGGUGCCGUCUAGCAGCUUGAAGGCAGAACUGAAAACAAAAAAAAGAAAAUUAAAGUGUCAUAAGCAAAAAUAGAAUUCUUAAUGCUGAUAAAUGGGUGAUUUUAUUUGUGAGACGUGCAGCUCUUCUGGGACUACAUUAUCUCUGUGGAGGAAAACUCAUUUUAACCACCGGAUUACAGAUUAUUUAGGUGGCUCACUUAAACAAAAAAAGUUCCCUAUUUUCUUAAUCACAUUGUGCAACACCUUUAAAAGCACUUUUUCUUGCAGGGGUCGUAUCAUUGAUGUAAUGUGCUAAAUGAUACAGUGAAACAUUUUCAGGAUUCAAAUGGCCCAAAAACAUACCUCUAUUACAUUUCAGACUUGUAUAUUUCCUUACAAUCUAGUAAAGAUUCAUAUUUGUUCACAGCCGAUUCUCACCAGUGGAGACUUGUCCACUCGCACAAACAGGAAAUGGUGUAAUGAACCAAUAAGUUUCCCCCCAGUAUGUAAUCUCUGUAAACAUGAGCGCAUAACAAUGUGACCCACUACUACAAAAACAUCCUGUGUCUGUGACAAAAGAAGGCACUUCACCAGCGUGGGCACAUGUUUUGUCAAUCAGCCUCUUUUUCUGCUCAGUGUUGGCAUUCCCAUACCAGUCGGGUGACCGGGAGUGGUCAUGUGGUCACAUCCCAAUGGGUGACAGUCAGUAAUGAAUUAUGCCAUCGCUGGCCACAAGCCUGUUACACUGGACUCCAUGUUGGUGCCUCUUGAGUGUCUCUUUCCAUCAGCUUCACUGCGUAUUUGCUUCCCUGAGAGCAGAUGGCAGCUUCCCUCUAGACAUCACAUUUGAUCAACGUUGGCUGAAUGAGAGCUUGCUUGUGUCAGUGUGCUCAGGUGGGAUGUGGCAGGAUGCCUUAUUGAGACCCAAUCUGCUAUUUGGUAAGAUAAAAUAUCGCAGGUAGAAAAACUGCAACACUUCAGCCCCCUCACAAUAUUGCAUCACCUUCAAAAGCUUACAUUCACCUUCAAUAAAACAAACACAUUCACACAUUCAUGUUACCAACAUGAUACAUGGCUGUAUUGUCCUCCAAUUGAGGGCAUUAAAAUAAGAGUUUUCACUUGAUUCUUUUUCAAUUAAUCCAGUGUGGAAGUCAAUUUCUCCAGUACCUGUGAAUGAUGUGAUGCAAUGUUAGUAAAGUUUUUAAUAUGGCUUCCUUUUGGGACUUGAACGAAAAUGCCAACAGUGCAUUUCUAACAAUAAUGUAUCUGUGGAUGUCAUGUGACAUCAUUUAUUAUUCAUGCACAUUGCAAUUGUACUUCCAGGAAAUCUCAUUGGCGUCUCAGAUAUCAGGUCAGACCUAUAAGAAGGACACAGUGAACCCCACUACCUCCCACAGCAGGCAACAUGUGUCGACUACACAUGCUCUUCUGAGGAGUCACUCACACAAGACUCAGCCAGUCUGAAGGUGUCCUCAUCCUGCACGCCCGCUGAGCUGAUGGAGCAUGCCGUGAGGAAGUGGCUGACCACCCAUGGACCUGAGGAGGAGGUGUGGAAGGGGCAACACGUUCUGAGGGUCAGCCACUGCCUGGAGUUCCUCUGUGGAGACCACCCUCUCAGUCAGUACAAGUACAUCCGUAGCUGCGUGCAAUCCAAGGAGCCUCCACACCUGACGCUGGUCCACACAGACACAGUCAAGGCCAUGUUCGACAAGGAGAUGGCUGCCAUCGGAGCCGUCGUCACCCGCAAGUCCUCCAAUCCCCUCCCUUUCCCGCUACCUCCCAAGAAGAGAGCCCCCACGCAAGCGCAGACGUGCGUGUGGAACGUGUCGAGCCCAUUUAAGAUAGCUCUGGUGAAAGGCAGCAAGGUGAACGCAGAGGAGACUGCCAAGGUCCAGGUGAGGGCCGGGCUCUUCCAUGGAACAGAGCUGCUGUGUAAAACGGCCGUGAGCAGCGAGAGCAGUGGGCGUGCCGAUCACACGUGGAAAAACAACACGCUGGAGUUUGAUAUAUCUGUGUGUGACCUGCCGAGAAUGACCCGCCUCUGCAUCGCCAUCUACGCCGUCAUGGACAAGGUCAAGAAGCAGAAGUCCACCAAAAACGCACAUUCGAACAAAUACCAAACCAUACGCAAAGCAGGAAAAGUGCACUACCCUAUCGCCUGGGUCAACACCAUGGUGUUUGACUACAAGGGCCAACUGAAGACUGGGGACAUUAUCCUUCACUGCUGGUCUUCAUUUCCUGAUGAACUUGAAGAGAUGCUCAACCCCAUUGGAACCAUUCAGACCAACCCGUACACUGAGAACGCCACGGCGCUGCACAUCCAUUUCCCAGAGUACUCGUCACAUCCCGUCAUCUUCCCUCCGUUCGACAAGAUACUGGAGAAAGCUGCCGAGAUCGUCAAAGCCAGCGACUGCAUAUCGUUGGGUCGCGGAGGAAAGAAAUUCCACAUUGAGUUGAAGGAGAUAAUGGAGCGGGACCCACUGUCUCAGCUGUGUGAGAACGAGAAGGACUUGAUCUGGACACUACGCCAUGACUGUUGGGAGAAGUUCCCUCAGUCGCUGCCCAAACUGCUGCUGUCUGUCAAGUGGAGCAAACACGAGGACAUGGCCCAGUUACAGGCGCUGCUUCAGAUCUGGCCCAAACUGAGUCCCAGAGAUGCUCUUGAACUUCUGGACUUCAACUACCCCGACCAGUAUGUGCGGGAGUAUGCUGUGCGCUGCCUGGCGGCCAUGAGUAACGAGGAGUUGUCGCAGUACCUCCUGCAGCUGGUACAGGUGUUGCGCUACGAGCCGUACUACGACUGCGCCCUGACCCACUUUCUGCUGGAGCGUGCCCAGGCCAACCGCAAGAUUGGGCAUUUCCUCUUUUGGCACUUGCGGUCAGAGAUCCACAUGCCGGCGGUCUCAGUCCAGUUCGCCCUCAUUUUAGAGGCCUACUGUCGGGCCAGCAUUCCUCAUAUUGAGGUUCUAAAGAAACAGGUGGAAGCCCUGAACAAACUGAAGUCCGUCAAUGAACUGAUCAAGCUGGGAACCAUCAAGAACCCUCGCAGUAAAACCAAGGAGGCCAUGUUGACCAAGGAGGCCAUGAGGACUUGUCUGAGCCAGACCGGCUAUUCAGAGACUUUGUCCAACCUGCACUCUCCUCUCAACCCCAACAUCCUGCUGUCGGGCAUCAACGUGGAGAAGUGUCGGUACAUGGAUUCCAAAAUGAAGCCACUCUGGAUUGUUUACCACAACAAGCUGAUGGCAGGAGACUCCUUAGGGAUCAUCUUUAAGUACGGAGACGAUCUGAGACAAGAUAUGUUGACACUCCAAAUUCUGAGGUUGAUGGACAUGCUUUGGAAGGAGGCCAAUCUGGAUCUCAGGAUUGUACCAUAUGGUUGCCUAGCGACGGGCGACCGAGCGGGACUGAUAGAGGUGGUGUCAUCAUCUGACACCAUUGCCAACAUCCAGCUGACCAGCAGCAAUGUAGCUGCCACUGCCGCCUUCAACAAAGACGCUCUGCUCAACUGGCUCAAAGAGAGGAACACUGGUGACGCUCUCGACCGCGCCAUUGAGGAGUUCACGCUGUCAUGUGCAGGCUACUGUGUAGCCACCUAUGUCCUGGGCAUUGGAGACCGCCACAGUGACAACAUCAUGGUCCGCAGCACCGGGCAGCUCUUCCACAUAGACUUCGGCCACAUUCUUGGCAACUUCAAGUCCAAGUUCGGCAUCAAGAGGGAGCGUGUUCCAUUUAUCCUCACUCACGACUUUAUCCACGUCAUUCAGCAGGGAAAGACCGGCUACACCGAGAAGUUUUGCAGUUUCCGUCAGUAUUGUGAAGACGCCUAUCUGGUGUUGAGGAGGAAUGGAAACCUCUUCAUCACGCUGUUCGCUCUCAUGCUUACUGCUGGCCUGCCGGAGCUCACCUCGGUUAAAGAUAUCCAGUACUUAAAGGAUUCUCUGGCGCUGGGCAAGACGGAUGAGGAAGCCCUGAAACAGUUCCGGCAGAAGUUUGACGAGGCCCUUAGGGAGAGCUGGACCACCAAAGUCAACUGGAUGGCUCAUAACGUUGCCAAAGACAACCGCUCAUAGAGUCUGUGACGGCCCCGGCCACCGGGGGGGCGUCAAGAGGAUACGGUGCAAGGGGCGUCGAAGGGACGACAUAAAUUAAAGAAGGGAAUGGGCUCAACACACAAACAGUUGGAAUUCUCUCUACUAACCCCCAGCUCUCUGAGGUUGGUGGUCCAGGGCUGUGGACAUCCGUGUGGUGGGGAAAGUUGCUGCAUGUUUUGCACAGGAGAUGAAGGAGCGGGCGACCAGUGGACCUGAAUCUCCCAGGCUGCCUACUACUGACCCAUCAAGUGGACUUGAACUUGCAUGGACGGUUCAAAAUGCUGAUGCCACCUGAGUCCUAUGAUGACUCGGAAACGGCUCUGCUGCCUUCGAGUGUGCCUCAGAACUGCGAGAAGAUUUCUCUUUUGCCAUGUAAGAUUUUGUCGUCUGACUGUCACGUGCCAGACUACUUCAGAGGGAAUCACUCGCCUUCAUCUUAAACACUGGACAUCUCUUCAACACACGCACAAGACUUUAAAAUGUGCUCAAACCACCUGUGUGCUUCCUGUAGCUCCCAAAAUAUCAAGCAGAGAUUGAACAGAGACACUGUGAUUCUUCUGGCCAGCGAUGAGGACCAAAACAAAUCGUGCUUUUAGUGAUCGAACGUCUCUGACCUGAAUGUGCUAACACUCUUUGAAAGGGUCUUAUUUUUGAUAUGAGUGCACAGUGGGCUGGAGUGGGCGGGUCUGACAGUCACCGCAUCUCAAACCCUGCUCCUCAGUCAUCUACCACCGUCAAUGUUUUUAUUUGGUGUGCAAUAUCUGUCAGAGCCUUUCAUGUUCCGUACGAUGCAGCUGUAGUUUCACCGCUCGCCACCCUAAAGUGUCAGACACUGGAUAUUGUCAAAUGUACAGGCUUUUACUGUUCUGCUGUUUUUGUUUUUGGUUUUAUAGGAGUUUUAUUAAAGUUAUUUUUC
Synchiropus splendidus (mandarinfish) is the source of this 5581-nucleotide messenger RNA. It is a transcript of the gene pik3cb, whose product is annotated as phosphatidylinositol-4,5-bisphosphate 3-kinase, catalytic subunit beta. Gene Ontology annotation, biological process: cell migration; phosphatidylinositol 3-kinase/protein kinase B signal transduction; phosphatidylinositol-3-phosphate biosynthetic process. Bases 2068 to 4644 code for a protein of 858 amino acids. Gene Ontology annotation, cellular component: phosphatidylinositol 3-kinase complex; plasma membrane; cytoplasm. Lineage: Eukaryota; Metazoa; Chordata; Actinopteri; Syngnathiformes; Callionymidae. Gene Ontology annotation, molecular function: 1-phosphatidylinositol-3-kinase activity; 1-phosphatidylinositol-4-phosphate 3-kinase activity. The transcript is spliced from 20 exons. The record is from RefSeq and is a predicted model, not a curated record.